GUAAUAGGUUAACCUGGCCUUUUUAAUUUUGUGGUUCUAACAAGUUGAUAAUUUUGGUUGUCUAUUCAUUCGAAUUUCAUAUGGUUUAGAGUAUGUAUUUGAUGCAUUUGACCCUGUUUAUUAUGCGGUUGUAAUGCGUCACUCUCUUCCUUAUUCUUAGGAGAAUAUCCUUGUAAAUGCAACUGGAUUAAUUGUGGAAUGAAUUCAUAUGAUUUUCACUUUUUUUUUACAUGGGUCUGGAUAUUCUAGAGUCUAUUAGUUGUUAGCAUUCUUCGAUCAAUAGAAUGUUUAUAUGAUCUUUAUUUGUGGGAAAAUGUCAUUGAAGUUUAUUUUGAGUUUUCCCUUGAAUGUUAUCGGCCACCUAAAUUUCGUUUCUUUGAACAUAUUGCAGAUUGGUAAUGAUUUGUCCCAGUUCAUUGGGCCUAUGAUAUUGAAUCAGCUUUUAAAGGUAAGGCGGACGUUAUUAUUUUUCCUCCAACAAUAAUUUUGAGCUACUCAAAAUGACUUUUCAGGCCUUAAAUGAAUAAUAUAAUAUUCAGGAAUAGUAUCUUCAUCUUUGGUGCUAGUAUUGGUAACUUUCUUUUACAUGGGAAUCAGUAUGCAACCGAACUUAAAGAAAACCUGAGGUCGAGGGUUUAUUUGGUAUGUUUAUGUUGUGCAAUUGCUUUUACCAUGACGCUAAAGGUUUUGAUUUUUGCUUGGGCAAUAGAACUUUUUUUUACAAAAAGCAAGGGAUGAACCUAGUGUUCGAAAAUCUUAAAGCUAGAUGCCGGUAUCCCUUGCCUAUCAAGGUUGACCACAAGUUACUACUUCAAAUUCUGCAUAUUUGAGAAGCUUUUUUGGAUGUUUUGUGCAGCCCUGAUUCGUUAUCGCAUUUGUGCUAUCUGAUGGCUCUCUGGAAUAGUCCUACUUAUUCACGAAUCAUGUAAUAUUUAUGUGGAUUGUGGAUUUUAUUUAUUAUUAUUGUUUAAAUGCUAAUUGUUUUUGGACAAACCCAUUUUACCAAGUGUAAUCAUCUAGGAUAUCCUUAUUCUAUCAAUAUUUGUAGUCUCAUCAUUUUGCUGAAGUAAUUUGUUUGAGAUGUAUGAUGGUUUUCUAUCAUUAACUUUGGUUUCGUAUCUUUCUCACUUACAUCGUGUAAUUUUGCAGUCUAUGCAACAAGGUGACCCGGCUUGGAUUGGUUACAUAUAUGCAUUCUCAAUUUUUGUUGGAGUGGUAUUUGGAGUAUUAUGUGAAGCCCAAUACUUCCAAAAUGUAAUGCGCGUUGGUUUUCGUCUCAGAUCAACUCUUGUUGCUGCAGUUUUCCGGAAGUCUCUUAGACUAACUCAUGAGAGUCGGAGAAAGUUUGCAACUGGGAAAAUAACUAAUCUGAUGACUACGGAUGCUGAAGCACUUCAGGCAUGACAACGUAUUAUUAUUCUAAUGAUGUGGUUUCUGUUUUCUAUCCAACGGGAAUGGAAUCAGCUAGUCCUACAUUUGCUAUAUCUUAGUGACCACUUGGCAAAGGAAAUUGUGUUUGGUCUGCUUCACUGUUUGACAAUCAAGUUUGGAAUGAUUCUUCUCUCAUAAAUUCACAAAUGUUUUUGGUUACUAUAAUGUUGUAAUGCAAUUUGAUUUUUUCUAUAAGCUGCCUUUAAUGAAGGAACAAACUUAAUCUCUUUUCUUCCUGAAGGAUAUGAAUUGAGUGUCUUGUGAUCAGUUAAAAUUUUUACAAUUAUAUGCUUAGUUUUGUGUAUGAAAUAUAGUAGCCCAGCAGUUCAUUUUUGAGCAUGAAUCAUUUGUUACUUCAAAAAGUGCAUGUAUUUUUGUCUUUCUGAGGUCCUUGAAUGAGAAACAUGGAUAUUAUCCCGGCUGGAAUAGCUCUUGAUUAAGAGUCAAAGAUUAAUUUUUAAUUUUUGUUGCAUGGGAAAUUUCGGGCGUUUCUUGGCAGUUUUCUGAUGAAGUUGGGUACUGAUGUGCUAAGUGCUAAAUGAUAUUCGUACUCUUUCAACAAUUUUUAGUGUGCUCAGAUAUCGUGUGCAACUAUCUCUUCAUUAGUUUCUGGUUGAUAUUAAUAAGUAAAACCGUCGUUGUUUUUCUCAGCAAAUAUGCCAAUCACUUCACACUUUGUGGUCUGCUCCUUUCCGUAUUGUCAUUGCCCUGGUCCUUCUGUACCAGCAACUGGGUGUUGCUUCUCUUCUGGGGGCUCUUUUGCUUGUUCUGAUGUUUCCUAUUCAGACAUUUGUGAUAAGCAAGAUGCAGAAAUUACAAAAAGAAGGCUUGCAGCGCACAGACAAGAGAAUUGGACUCAUGAAUGAGGUUUUGGCUGCUAUGGAUACCGUCAAAUGCUAUGCUUGGGAGGAGAGUUUCCAAUCAAAGGUUCAAAAUGUUCGAAAUGAUGAGCUGUCUUGGUUUCGAAGUGCACAAUUGCUGGGAGCGAUGAACAGUUUUAUACUGAAUAGUAUUCCUGUGGUGGUGAUAGUGACAUCAUUUGGAAUGUUCACUUUGCUAGGAGGGGAUCUGACACCUGCAAGGGCAUUUACAUCUCUUUCUUUGUUUGCUGUGCUGCGGUUUCCGCUCUUCAUGCUUCCAAAUAUAAUUACACAGGUUGUGAAUGCAAAUGUGUCAUUGAAGCGUUUGGAGGAACUUCUGCUUGCAGAAGAAAGAAUUCUUGUACCUAACCCACCUCUUGAACCAGGGGCUCCAGCUGUCUCGAUAAAGAAUGGAUACUUCUCCUGGGAAUCAAAGUCAGAGAGACCUACUUUGUCGAACAUCAACUUGGAAGUACCAAUUGGUAAAUUGGUAGCAGUUGUUGGCGGCACCGGGGAGGGAAAAACGUCACUUGUGUCAGCAAUGCUUGGAGAGCUUCCUCCGGUUUCCGAUGCCACUUCUGUAGAUAUUAGAGGGACAGUUGCAUAUGUUCCCCAAGUUUCAUGGAUAUUCAAUGCAACAGUACGGGACAACAUACUGUUUGGAUCUGCCUUUGAACCUAACAAAUAUGAAAGAGCAAUAGACGUGACUUCACUGCGGCAUGACCUAGACUUGCUCCCUGGUGGUGAUCUCACUGAAAUUGGUGAAAGAGGGGUUAACAUUAGUGGGGGACAAAAGCAAAGAGUUUCUCUGGCUCGGGCUGUGUAUUCAGAUUCUGAUGUCUUUGUAUUUGAUGACCCCUUAAGUGCUCUAGAUGCUCAUGUUGGUCGACAGGUCUUUGAAAGAUGCAUCAAGGGGGAACUCAGAGGAAAAACAAGGGUUCUUGUGACAAAUCAGCUUCAUUUCCUUUCAGAAGUGGAUAAAAUUAUUCUGGUGCACGAUGGCAUGGUAAAAGAAGAAGGAACUUUUGAGGAACUUACAAAUAAUGGCCCACUAUUCCAAAAGCUAAUGGAAAAUGCAGGGAAAAUGGAAGAAUAUGUUGAAGAAAAGGAUGAAAAUACUGAUGAUAAAAGUUCAAAGGUUUCUGCCAAUGGUGAGACUAAUGGCUUGGGCAAGGAUCCCAACACCGCAAAUAAACAAAAGGAAGGAAAAUCUGUUCUUAUUAAGCAGGAAGAAAGAGAAACGGGUGUUGUUAGUUCAAAAGUGUUGAAAAGAUACAAGGAUGCUUUGGGUGGCACAUGGGUGGUUAUGAUAUUGUUUUCGUGCUAUGUAUUAACUGAAGUCCUUCGUAUUUCAAGUAGCACAUGGCUAAGUUAUUGGACUGACCAGAGUUCUUCUCAAGCAGCAUAUGGGCCGUUGUUCUAUAAUUUGGUCUAUUCUCUCCUAUCACUUGGCCAAGUAUGUGUGACUCUGGCAAAUUCAUUUUGGUUGAUCACAUCAAGUCUUUAUGCUGCUAGAAGGUUGCAUGAGGCUAUGCUAAACUCUAUUCUGAGAGCUCCGAUGCUCUUCUUCCACACAAAUCCACUUGGAAGGAUAAUUAACAGAUUUGCUAAGGAUCUUGGUGACAUAGAUCGGAAUGUUGCCCCAUUUGUUAAUAUGUUUCUUGGGCAAGUUGCGCAGCUGAUUUCAACUUUUAUACUUAUUGGGAUUGUGAGCACCAUGUCCUUGUGGGCCAUCAUGCCUCUUCUGGUGCUGUUCUACAUAGCCUAUCUAUAUUACCAGAGCACGGCCCGUGAAGUGAAGCGCCUAGAUUCUGUGAGCAGAUCUCCUGUUUAUGCACAAUUCGGGGAAGCACUUAAUGGUUUGUCAACAAUCCGUGCAUACAAAGCUUAUGAUAGAAUGGCAAAUAUUAAUGGUAAAUCAAUGGACAACAAUAUUCGAUUUACUCUUGUAAACAUGAGCGGGAACCGCUGGCUCGGGAUUCGUCUCGAAUUUUUGGGUGGGCUUAUGAUAUGGCUUACAGCAACUUUCGCCGUAAUGCAAAAUGGUAGAGCUGAAAACCAGGAGGCGUUUGCUUCUACUAUGGGUUUACUUCUUAGUUAUGCAUUAAAUAUUACAAGUCUGUUAACUGCGGUUCUCAGAUUGGCCAGUCUGGCUGAAAAUAGUCUGAAUGCUGUUGAAAGAGUUGGCACGUACAUCGAGCUUCCGUCUGAAGCGCCGCCCAUUAUUGAAGGCAACCGCCCUCCCCCUGGAUGGCCUUCUGAAGGUUCUAUUAAGUUUGAGGAGGUUGUCUUACGGUAUAGGCCUGAACUUCCUCCUGUCCUCCAUGGCAUAUCAUUCAAAAUUCCUCCUAGUGAUAAAGUGGGAAUAGUUGGCAGAACUGGAGCAGGAAAGUCCAGUAUGAUUAAUGCCCUCUUUCGCCUGGUGGAACUGGAGAAAGGAAGAAUCUUAGUUGAUGAUUGUGAUGUUGGAAAGUUUGGGCUGAAAGAUCUUCGUAAGGUUCUUGGUAUAAUACCACAAUCUCCGGUGUUGUUUUCAGGAACUGUGAGGUUUAAUCUUGAUCCUUUCAAUGAACACAAUGAUGCUGACCUGUGGGAGGCUUUGGAGAGGGCCCAUCUAAAAGAUGUUGUACGGAGGAACUCUCUGGGGCUGGAGGCAGAGGUCUCAGAGGCAGGAGAGAACUUCAGCGUUGGGCAGAGGCAGUUGCUGAGUCUUGCUCGAGCACUACUUCGCAGGUCAAAGAUUCUUGUACUUGAUGAAGCAACCGCCGCUGUUGAUGUUAGAACUGAUGCUCUUAUUCAGAAGACCAUAAGGGAAGAAUUCAAAUCAUGCACAAUGCUUAUCAUUGCUCACCGUUUGAAUACCAUAAUUGACUGUGACCGAAUUAUUCUUCUUGAUUCUGGACGGGUCCUGGAAUGUGAUACACCUGAAAAGCUGUUGCAAAAUGAAGAGAGUGCAUUUUCAAAGAUGGUGCAGAGUACCGGGGCUGCUAAUGCUCAGUACCUGCGCAGCUUAGUUUUUGGAGAAGGGGAUAACAAGUCGCAGAGGGAAACUCAGAUAGAUGGACAAAGAAGAUGGCUUGCCUCUUCAAGAUGGGCCGCUGCUGCCCAGUUUGCAUUAGCAGUGACCCUCACAUCUUCACACAAUGACCUUGUUCAAUUGGAAAUAAUUGAUGAGGAAAAUAUUCUUAAGAGAACAAAGGAUGCUGUAUUAACUUUGCAGGGAAUUUUGGAAGGGAAGCAUGAUAAAGAAAUCGAAGAAAGCCUUGACCAGUACCAGGUUUCCAGAGAUCGAUGGUGGUCGGCUCUAUACAAAAUGAUUGAAGGUCUUGCUGUGAUCAGUAGGUUGGGGCGAAACAGGCUUCACCAGUCAGAAUAUGAAUUCGAAGACAAAACCAUUGAUUGGGACAAUGUUGAAAUGUAG
Oldenlandia corymbosa var. corymbosa is the source of this 5712-nucleotide messenger RNA. NCBI's taxonomy places the organism in Eukaryota, Viridiplantae, Streptophyta, Magnoliopsida, Gentianales, Rubiaceae. The record is from the annotation of a GenBank genome assembly.